Molecule: messenger RNA, 9028 nt
Organism: Xenopus laevis (African clawed frog)
Lineage: Eukaryota; Metazoa; Chordata; Amphibia; Anura; Pipidae
Gene: cfap46.L
Product: cilia and flagella associated protein 46 L homeolog
Exons: 61
Coding region: 503-8410 (2635 amino acids)
Biological process (GO): axoneme assembly; cilium movement involved in cell motility
Source: RefSeq, a predicted model, not a curated record
CAUCAAAUUGGCGUCAAAGGGGGCGGCGUGCAAUUGGCCAGGUGCAGAAAAAAAGGUAGAUUUUGUGCAGAUUGGGGCAGGCCAAGGGCUUUAGUUAGGGAUAUUACAAAUUUACCGGCAGCUACAUUGCAGUAAAUUUGUAAUACCAGCCCCGGCCUUGGCGGUUGUUUUACCGCCAUUCAUUUCUAUGGAAUGCCUAAACCAGAGAGUGCACUUGCAAUGGGGGCAGUUGAAGUAAUGUGUAGCCUGCCAAGCUGGAACUUGCCUGCCAACAAAAAGCCCAAAAUCGCCUCAGAUGCCAUUUUCCAAAGGCUUCAUUGUGCACAACUGACUGGAGGGGCCUUGUUUCGAGUCUUCGACGUGUGAUAAGUGGUUGAAAACAGACAUGAUGCGAUAAAUCUUCUAGUACACAGAAAUUAUUUUUACACGCAACCGUGUUCGUGGUUUACUGCUGGGACGAGUUGAAUGGGGUUACAUUAAAGCUUCAAGUACAAAAGCCAUUAUGGAUUUCAUUAUAAGAGAGCACCUCUCUGCAGCAGAGAAUCAGCAAGAUGCCGAAGCUUUACUCAAAGCUUACAGAUUAAUUAAAUCUGCCAGUGCAGGCAAGGCAACAGAUGUACCAGAAAACUUCAGCCCUGAUUUAUAUGUUCUGUGUGCGGAACAAGCCCUCCAACUUGGAAAUCUAGCCGAAAGUAAAGACUGUCUGCAACUUUAUUUCAAGAGUAAUCCACCUCAAAACCAGUUUUUUGGAAGAUCUUACUUGUGUAAAGCCCAGUUACACACCCCUCAGUCUGCAAAGGAUGUGGAUCAACUGGAAAAAUCUGUGGUUUAUUACCUAAAAGCUAUUGAUUUCGGGAAACAGCAAAAAAGAUACUAUUUUCUGGUCUUCAAUGCAUCUGUUAUCUACUGGCAAAUGGUUCAACCUUUUUUAAAGCCUGGGAGUCGCCAUCUUCUUAUUUCUAGUCUCUCCAGUGUUGUGAAGGCUUUGACUGAAAUUGAUGAAACAGAUCAUGCCUGGCGAGCACAACUUAUGAUGGAACUCCUAGAGUGUUUGUUGGAUGCACAAAAAAUGAAAGAGGCUGCCGACUUUGCUUCAGGGGCAGCAGAGUAUAUUAAAAAAAAUGUUCCAGGCAAAUAUCCAAAUCUCUUUGCUAAAAUGGUACAACACAAAUUAAUUGAUUCUGCUAAAGCAGCAAAGGAAACAAAGAGCUGUGUGACUUUGUCAGUCAUCCUUAAAAUUCAGAAGUUGAAGUCAUUGCAAACAGAGAGUACAACAACAAAGGACAUUUUUACAAACCUUCAUGAAAUUUAUAAUCUUCUAACAUCGUCUGAAGAAAAUAUAUCCAUUUCUGAGAAAACCUCUCUUUUAAUUGAAUUGGCCCAUCUGACACUGGAGUUAAAAAGCGCUCAACUUGCUGCCUCUUGCAUAAAGAAUUUAAAGAAAUCAAGCAUUGCCGAACCAGGGACACAAAUUGUCCUUGAAUGUCUUCAGUGUGAACUUGAAGCUCUAAAUCUUGGCACUAAGAUUGCUUUAUACAAAAAAGGUGUUGUUGAGACUCAGCUAAAACUUAUAAGAAGGCUUGAGACCUCCUUACUGGAUGCCAAUCGUUUAGCAGAUCCCAGCACAAUUCAGACUGUUUGCUCCACUCUGUGGAACCUCUGCUUGCCGUUACUGCAGCACAAUUUGCGCAAGCAUGUACGGAAACCCUUAGUAUCUAUUGCGGAAUCACUUGAAGAAAUUGAUAGUUUGCUAACUGUUCUACGCUGUCAAAUUCACCUGGAAGUUGCUCAAAUAGAAGAAGAUGAAGAUCACAUUGAAAGUGCCAUAAAGCAUAUUCAAAAGGCUUUGAUUUUUGAUGAUGGUGCCCAGUAUCAAAAGUAUCUGAAUUCUUAUCUUCAUCGGCUUCAGCUGAGAGCUAUGCUGUAUAGCACGCCUGAGGGUUUGGAAGAUCGAGCAGCUAUGAUAAUUGAGCAGGCAAAACAAGCCAGCCCAGUGGAUUCUGUCAGGAAGAAACGGUCUUUGCUAGUGAAUGCUGGCCUGUGUUUAGCUCCAGAUGUUUUGCAGAUGGUCCUUGAUAGUGAAAAUGAAGCAAAAGUCUCCGCAGGUAAAGGCAACAAAGGACAAAUCUCUUACUUGUGCACAAAGGCUCAGCACCAUGCAAAAUGCGUGCAGAAGACUGAAGGUCACUUAAAGCGAAUUGAAGAUAAAAAUGCUACUGAAAGGAUCAGACUAUGGGCAGAUUUAGCCAAAGUUGCCCGGAAGCAAGAGGUCUGGGAUGUAUGCAGGGCAGCAUGCAGGUUCUGCCUACUGUACGACGAUGGCCGCUGGAGUAUCCAAAAAAAAGACACUCUGCGGAAAACUGCAUCUGCAACCAAUAGCAUGGAGGAAGGAAAAGGUUUGGGGUCAGAAGUGGAACCAUCCAAAACAAAGACUGAAUUCACCAAUGAAAGAGUCUUAUUAAGAACUUUGGCAGAAAUAAGGUUUAUUAAUGCUGAGGCAGCCAUCCAUUUACUGAAAUCUGAAAACUGUAAGUUAAAUGAAAAUCCUAUUCCCCCAGAAGACACAAGAAUGCAUCCAGUGGGAUAUACUGCAAUAAAUCCUGAAGAUAAUCCAGAAUGGAUUGUUUAUAGUGAAUGGAUUUCUGAGUUGUCCAGAUAUGCAACAGAAAAUUUCCUACAAGCUGCUGAAUUGGGGGUAGAGUUGCAUGAAGCCUGGAUAACUCACAAUGCAGCAGUGUACAUCCUAAACCAUAACAAGCAUCUAAUAUCUACUGAAAGGCUAUCAGAACUUACUGAUUCACUUCAAAAACUGCUAACUGCUCUUAAGAAAACAGGGCACAAUGGGAAUACUGUGCUGCUUGCGAUGUUGUCCAAUGCCUUAGCCAAAGGCUUAAUUCUUCGUUGGAUUCCUGGUUCAGCAGCUAUCAAAAAGGAUGCAAGUCUACAUUCAGCAAAGGUCAAGAAGGCUCCAGGGAAAGGAUCUGAAAAAUCCAAUGUAGCACAUGUUCUGUCCAUAGAUCCAACUGGUUUUUCAGACAUAAAACUUGCCUUGGAGGUUUGUGAAUAUGUAUUGGAUUUAACAAAUGGGAAGAUGCCAGAGGAGAUGAUACCCAUUUCUGUACAGCAACAAAUCUUGGCUACUUGGGUAAAGUCAAAACAGUUGCUCCAACAGCAAAUUGGACCAAAACUGGGAACUGAAGAAGAGGAGAAUAACGAAGGACAAAAUUCAAUGACAAGAGUCCUGGUUGCUAUAGAAAUGCAUUCUUGCAACGGGUUAGGACUAAUGGACUUCACUGUUCCCAGCCUGUCCCAGGUGUUUGAUAUGACUUGCCAGUGUCACUGGUCAGAUCCAUUUGUUGAACUGCAGGUGCUGACAAGAUUAGCCCACUUUGCAUACAAUGCCCACGGCCUGGAUCUGGCACUGAGAUGUACUCAGAGGGCCCUAGAACUGGAAAAGAAAUUACAAAAACGGGGCAUGCGUUUUUCUAUUCUGGAACAUGAAAUGUUGAGCAUGGCUGCAUGUGUUCAGGGGCAAAGUAUAAUGGACAAUCUGGCUGGCAAAAAACAUUUGCGUAUUUCUGCAAUCAAAGCCUUUCAGUUAAGUGCCAGAUUUGCAGGUGAAGCUGGCAACUUUCCUCUUGCCUUGCAAGCGGCUCGACAUUUCUGGAAUGCUUGCUAUCCUCUUACGAAAUCAUCAAAAGAAAGGGAACCUCUAAAGGAAGCCACCACGUGUGUCAUUAAGGCUCUUACAGAUGCAGAGUCAAAAAAGAAGCAGCAAUCAGAAAAUAAUCCACAUUUCUAUAUGUGGCCCACAAUGGAUGCUACAGAUCAUGCAGUAGAUGAGUUGGAAUCCCAGGGAGAUUCAUCCAGGCAUGAUGAAAGUCCAGAUGAGGAGCAAAAACUAAGAGCUUCUCUGUACGAGUUGCUGUUCAACAUGUAUGCAGAUAAAAAUGAAUGGGAAGCAGGUCUGAAGGUGUUGGAUGAAGCUAUCCAAGUUCUACCACGUACUAAACAUAGACUAGUGAUUUUCAAGCAUCGUUUACUGGUUAAAGCAAGACUUGGUCACAAUUUUUUUAUGGACAUUCAGAAAUUCAAGGAUGAGAAUGAGGAUUAUUUGGCUUACAUUUGGCACCAUGUAUCUUUAAUGUCUACAAACACCAGCGAACAAUUAACCUGUUAUCUGAAUGCAAUUGAUGUGUUGCAGAAAACAGAAACACAGUGGCAGAAAGUCGAGUACUUAUUUGAACUGGCAGAGUGGCUGUAUUGCAAACAGUUUCCUGUAAGCCAUGCCCUUAACAUACUGGACUGGGCUGUAGAUAUUUUACUGCAGAUGAGGUUUAACACUAGCACAGAGGAAGAUAAGAAUCAUAAAGGAAAGACAAGGCCCAGUCGAAAGUCAGCCAGGACUAAAGACCAGAAACGUUCAGAAAGUGUAAAGGUCGAUGAAACAAAAACUGAAGAUGGCGAGGUUGUGGAAACUACAUGUAAAUCAAUUGAAGACUUAAGAAAUGUGAGACAGCUUGAGGCUUUGACACGGGCACAUACAAUAAUGGCAGUAAUUAGUGGCCACAGCUCUCCUCUUCAUAAACAACACUGUUUGAUGGCCUGUACUUAUAUAAUGAGAAUUUGGCAGGUGUCACUGCCAGCAGCUGCAUCUUUUGUGAAAGCACUGCCAAAACGGACCACCCCAUCUCAAAAACAGCAGUCAGCUUCUUCUCGAAAGGAAAAGAUCAAAAAGGAAGCACCAGAGACUGCAGUGAUAAAAGAAAAGCCAAAGAAGAAAGGCUCGGUUGAUGCUUUACCUUCAAACACAGAGGAAUGGGCUGGCUAUGACUGUGCUGAAGAAAUCAGAGAUGCAUUUAAGCAGGACACAUCUUACCAUGUUAUUAACCGGAGCACCAUAGGAAAACCAACAUACACCCUUUACUACUUGGACUUAUUAAUAAAGGAACUGCAGAGCAUUUCAUUCACACACCUGACUUUACCUGUGCUUCAGUUUGCUGAAGUGAUUGCUCAUGAUGUCGUUGAAAGUAGCUGUCUGUCAAUUCUCUAUCACUUGAGAAUCUCUCAAAUAUGUACAGAUUUGAGAUUAUUCCAAGCAGCUACAUACCAUGAAAAGGCCGUUGGGAAUACAUUUAUUACUGAACAAGAACAGAUUAGCUGCAGGCAAGAACUAUUGCAACAUAAGGAGAAAAAGAAGAAUGAACAUCAAAUGGAAGAGAACAAUGUUGGGAAGGAAAAGAUAUUAAGACUGCAUGAAGAUGGAAAAGGAAUAAGUGGAAUGUCCCUUCCGUAUUUGUGGAUGGAAAAAGCAGACGUGCUCAUUCAGCUUGGCUAUUUUCAACCAGCACGACUUCUACUUUCAGAAGCUUACAAAUCUUUUCAGGAGACUGGGGAUAGACAAGAUCAGUCAAAAUGUCUGUACCUUUUAUCCGUGUUAGCUAAUAGUGAGAGAAACCACGGGCAAGCACAGGCACUGCUUAAGGAGAUACAACAAAUAGAAAGAACAACAGAGUUGUGGUAUAGGACCACUAUUUCCAUGACGGAGGCAGUUUUAGGUGAAAACAAAGAUGGCAAAGAAAAGCAGGCUUGCAAAAUUUUGGAAACUGCUAUGACUGCUUUAAACACCAUGUUACAAAAACAGAGUAACAGAGAAGCACAAAAUGGAUUGUUCAUGGCAUCAUUGCAUGUCAGGAAACUUUCAAUUGACCAACAAGUAGCCCAAGCCUUGAUGAAUUCUAGCUCUGCAUCACCGUCUCAUGUAACUGUAAAGAUGCUUGAAAUAUGUGAUGAAAUGAGACAAAUAGAAAAUGAUCUUCUUCGCUAUGGGCAUAAGGAGAAAAGAGCUGAAGUAAUGACAGAACGUUCUAACGCCCUCAGAAUUCUUGCCAGCUCUGUGAAGGAUGAAGAAGAUAAGCACCGUUACUUCUUAGAUGCAUACUUUACUGCAGAGUCAGCCAUUAAUCUGCAAGAAGAAAUACUAUUCAAUAUUCAGAGCUUGUUUCCACAAGAGACAGGGGCUAUCAGUUUGCCAGCUGCAAGAAAGCUAGCAAAUAUGAAGCUGCACUUUGCAGAGCUCUCUUUGGAAAUAAUACAGCUUGUUAGUACAGAGCAGAGGAAGAAAUUACAAGACGAAAAACGAAAGGGAAGGCUUUGUGUAGCCGUGGAAGAAUUUGUAAGAGCUACUCCUGAUUAUAACUCCAUCGAGCAGGAAUGGAAAUCAUUAGGACUUACUGUGGCAUCUACAACCCUGUCUCAGUUGGCAAACGUGUUAUCCUUGGCUUCGGACUGCGCUGAACUUAAAGCAAAGUGUUUAUAUCUCACUGGAAAAUGCCUUUAUUUACUAUCUGUAAAAGUCGACCCACUUGGUCCAGACAUGUUUUGGAAUGAAAACACUUUGGCUGAAAGUAAAGUAUAUUCAGCAGUGCAAGACUACAGUGAUUUUGAGCAACCUACAGAGGAUCAAUGGGUUAAAAAGGCUGCUGAGCUAAAGCAAAAAAGGGCUGCUGCCCAGAUGUUCCUUGCUCAGGCUAGUGAAAUAUUGCUGCAAUCUCUCAAUGUUUCAAUUUAUAACAAUCUCCUGAGUACACUGUCUGCAGCAAGUAUUCAACUUUGCUCAUGCCUUGGGGUCUUUGAUCCAGUUUCAGCUGGGCAGUUUUUAGCUCUCCACCAGAGCUCUGCCUCUUCUAUAAUUAUGAAAAACAUGUUGUCUUCUGCGACUCACAAUACCAGUAACUCCCAGUUUGCAGCAUUACUGAACCUACAGCAAUUCCUUCAAAAGCAAGGCAACACCAUAAGUGCUUUGCAAGGAAGUAUUGAGAACCGACUUUCCGAUGUUUCUCCGGUUUGGGAAAAUCUUCAUAUUAACAAGCAGUUCUUUAACAUAUUUAAUGAGCUGCCUUCAGAUUUCACUGUCGUUGUGCUUCAACAAUCGGAGGACAGAGCAUUUUUAUAUGGUGCUGUUCUUGAAAAGCCUAAAGCAAACACUGGACCAAAAGGAAAAGUAAACCAACCACCACAGCAAAAAGUACAAGCAAAAGUUGUUCGAUGCGCAGUCGACCCUCAGAUGUUCUUGAAUUUGAUGGAGAAAAUGGAACUGUUUAAGCAAGAUACGAUGCAGAGUCUCCUUAGAAAAGAAAACCAACAAAGCUUGAACAGGCAACAGAACUUGUUUGAACAAAUUAAAGGCGUCAACAAGAACCCAGAAAUGAUAAAAGUGUGUAGCACAGAGGAUGACUGUGAAAAGACAACAUCUUCAGCUUUCUAUGACAUUAUUAAUGCACUGGAAGAUUACCUGAACCCUGUCCUACACAGCCUGGAUUUAACUUGCAUUCGGCAGCCAUCUCCAGUGCUUUCACCUGCUGGCUCUGUAAGGCCAAAGUCAAGAGAUAAAGAGGAGAAGCCAACAACAGUGUCAAGUGCUUCAGUAGAUGCUGGAGAAUGUAUUGUACUACUGGCAGACAAAUUCUUAAUGGAGUUUCCAUUAGAAGCACUCGGAGUAUUCAAGGACGAUGGAAUAAGUUCCAUUUCAAGAGACUUUUCACUUCAGUUACUGUUCAAUAGGCUUCACAGGGAACAAACUGCAGAAGGUGAAACGAAACGCGAUGCAAAGAGUUCAAAGGGAACAAGGCAAAAAACGGAACAAAAAAAGAAUAUUAAAACUGCACCCAUCAAUCGCAUUUUGCCAGCAGGAUGCAUACCUGUGGACACUCAUAAUUUUAAAUAUAUUGCGGACCCUUACAAUGAAGCACAAGAAGCAGAGGCUUUUAGCCCAGGCUCUAAGAUGAAUGAGAUUCUUGCAAAAUAUGGCCAACAAUUUACUCCUCACUGGGAAGGAAUAAUAGGCAGCUCACAUAUCCCAAGUCAUGCUGAAUGGGAAAAAUUAACAACCAGCUGCAGUGCAUUUCUUUUUUAUGGGAUGGAACGGUUCCUGGCUCAUAUUCUACUUGAUAAAUUUAUGGCUUUACAUUUGAAAGAGUGUCAGCUGAUGAUUCUUCUAGAUUUGGUCCGGACAAGUCACAGUUUUGCAAGACAAUCCAAGGUUGAUGUACAGAAACGUGCAACCUCCCUGACUUUGGAAAGGCCUGUAGAAACAGCGCUUCUUCUAAGUGCUACAGGAAUACGCUCCUUAAUGCUGAACCAGUGGCAUACAACUCUGGAAAAGAAUGCUAAAAGACUCGACUGUUUAGCUGAAAAUUUGUUAGCCAAUGGGAAGACGACCGGACAGUCAGUACAUAGCCAAAGAAGGCUUGGAUUGGAAGGAAUUCCUCUGAAUGAUGAAAGAGACAAAAUUAUGCCUGAGGACAAAGAAGAGAUUCUCACGAGAGAACAUGUUCCAGUGCCUCCUACUCGGGAUCCAUCUGUUUUCAGUUAUGUCCUGUAUGGUCUACCCAAUAUGGUUGUUAUGUGACUCCUGUUCCUCGUAAUUGAUAAUACAAUCAGUACAUUUAUUUGAGUGCACAAUUAAUUGGGUAAUUUUAAACAAAUUGACAAUGUUAGUUAACCACAAACUCACUUCCCCUGGCACUUUCCACAAACUGUCCAUGGAUGCAGGUUCAUAGAAAAACAGCAGCAAUUCCUUAGGUUGGGAAUCCAUGGUAGUUCCUACUCAGGUCUAAGCUGAUAUCAAAUCCGAGACUAAAUUCCUGAAGUUUCCCCUGAGCCUUAUUACAGUUUUACAAUUUUGUGAAAAUUAGUGAAAAAAUGUUUGUCAAGUAAUGUGCCUACUUGUGUUUCAAUCCCAUCUACUAAACAUGUUGCCUUAAUUGAAUUAUAUAAAAUAUCUGCUUUGGUUAAUCGUGACAUUGUAGGGAAAUAUGAACACUUGCACGUCAUCAUCAUUAUUAUUUUAUUAUCAUUCUGUUAUAAAAACUUCAAUUAAAUUCAAAACGUAAAUUAACCAAUUUAUCUUUAAAGCUGCCAGAACCUCCUUGGGAGUUUUUCAGCAAGAAUCAAUAGCUUGAAUAUUCCGGUUUUGUUAUUGUUUCUGCUUGUUUGACAAUAAACAAUUUGCAAGUAGCCCUACAGA